AUGCUGACACAAGCCACCAAGCUCGCCUCGAAGGCUCGCAUUAUUAUUCAUCACAGUCCAAGCAAUGUCGGAGUCCAUGUAUCAUCGGCAUCGUUCAUACUAAAUAAUCAUCUCAUCUGCAAGAAGAAGAAUUAUUCAACAACAACCAAUCAUUUGCAACAACAAUCAUCAGAUCCAUCAUCAACACCAAAAAUUGAUAAAAGCGGAUUGAUUUGGAGAGAUGUAAAUGAACUGGAAGAUGAAUUCGCAGUGAAGAGUAUGAUUCGGGUGGAUCAUGCCGGUGAAUUGGGUGCAGUUACAAUUUGUAAUGCACAAAAAGUGGUUCUGGGAGAAGAUCCGAUUGUGAAUGAAAUUUUGGGCCAAGAGGUGGAUCAUUUUGCUACCUUUGAUAGAAUGAUUAUUGAGAGAAGAGUGAGACCAACAAUUUUCCGUUCGAUUUGGCAACCAGCUGGAGUCAUGCUAGGCAUUGGAACAGCAUUGUUAGGAAGAAAUACAGCCAUGGCAUGCCAUGAAGCAAUUGAAAACACAAUAUUCGAUCACUACAAUGAACAAUUAAGAGAUAUCUAUGAAAUGUCUGUCAACAAAUCUCAAGAACAAGGCAUGCCAGAAGAGAAGACUUCAACAUCUCAAACCAAUGCUUCAGAUUCUGAUAUUGAAACAGACACAGAAUACUUCUUCAAAUCUGAGCAUCAAAAACAAGAAAUUCAAGAAAAAGAGCUUCGAGAAAUUAUCAAGCAAUACAGAGAUGAAGAAUUACAUCAUCAUGACAUUGCAAGAGAUGCCAACACUGAUAGAAACAGUUUAUUGUAUAAGGCAGCCUACGGGUUUAUUUCAACUGGAUGCUCACUUGUAAUUGCUUUGACAAAGAGACUCUAA
Messenger RNA from Naegleria fowleri, 876 nucleotides. RefSeq lists its product as uncharacterized. Gene Ontology annotation, cellular component: mitochondrial inner membrane. NCBI's taxonomy places the organism in Eukaryota, Heterolobosea, Eutetramitea, Acrasida, Naegleriidae. The coding region runs from base 1 to 876 and encodes 291 amino acids. Gene Ontology annotation, molecular function: 3-demethoxyubiquinol 3-hydroxylase activity. Gene Ontology annotation, biological process: ubiquinone biosynthetic process. The transcript has a single exon. The record is from RefSeq and is a predicted model, not a curated record.